Molecule: messenger RNA, 1320 nt
Organism: Plasmodium relictum
Lineage: Eukaryota; Apicomplexa; Aconoidasida; Haemosporida; Plasmodiidae
Source: the annotation of a RefSeq genome assembly
AUGAAUACUCAAAAAAAAAUUAUUAGAAGAAAAACUAGAGGUGCUUCACAAUAUGGAAUUGAAUAUGAUAAAUGGAAGAAACAAACCAUUGAUAAUUUUGAUAAAGAACUUGAUAAUAUUAAUAUAGAAAGAAAUAAAAGAAAAAAAAGAAAACAAUGUAGAGACUUCAACGGUAACGUAGAUGACACAAAAGAAGAUUUUAUGGGAGUAAAAGCAACAGAUUUACACGUUGAGGGAGAUCCUGUAGAAGCAUGGGAAAAAAUUGAACAACAUAUAAAGACAAAAAUAAUUCAAUAUAGAAAUUUUCAAUGCAUACGAAUUCCUAGCAUAUAUCCUAAACAAGAAAGAAAUAAAAGGAACAAGAUCAUAGAUUUCUGUGAAGAAAGGGAUGAACAUUUUAAAGUCAUGAAAAUGAAAAAUACAAAGGAUGAAUGUUUAAAAUAUAAUCAAUGGGUAGACGAAGAAAAAAAAAAAUUUAUGAUAAAUAAUCCAUGGAGCAUUAGUGAAAGCAAUGGAAAUAAUCAAGUUUUCAAAAUUUCUAACAAUUGUACAUUGUUCAAUAUGGGUAUGUUUUCAAAUGAAAUUUGUGAUAAAUAUGAUCAGAUACAAAAAAAAACGAAUAAUUCACAAAGUCGACAACGUUCAGGUUCUCUUUUAGUAGCUACACAAAAAAUUCCUAGUAGCACAGUAACGCCUAUUAAAACUAUUAUAUCUACUACUACUCUUAAUCCUACAACUACACAAGCAGUCACACAUAUAUAUGCAAAAUAGCCAUGAACUACAUCCAAAAAUUUAUCGAAAGAUAAAAAUAUAUCAUCAUCCCCAUCUGCAUUAAAGCCAACAAAUACACCCAUAUCUACAACUACACAUACACCUUCAACUGCAUUAAGUACUAGAAAACAAAAUCCCAUUGUUACAUUAACUAAUUUCAAAAAUACUACAUCCGUACAUAGUUUAUCUGCAAGUAUUCCUAUUUAUAAUACAUGUUAUAUGAAUAUGUCUUUAGGUAUUUCUACUAAAAGCUCGUCUACAGUAACCAAAUCUACAAUUAUUCCUCUUUCAGCUGUCUUGGGAUCAUUUUUGAGAAUUCUUCUCCUUUUUGUAUUUGUGUAUAGAUGUACUCCCAUUGGCUCAUGGCUUGGUAACCGUAGAUCAAAGAGAAAAAAAACACACAGAAAAAAGAAACAAGCGCAAGUAAAUAAUGCAUCAAUAUUCCUAAGAUUUUCCGAUAAAAAAUCAAGGAUCAAUAUGAAAAACCUUCCAAUAUGUAAUGAGGCUGAUUUAUUAAUUGCCCGUUUAAUGACUUUGCUAGAGUGUUAA